Messenger RNA from Acaulospora morrowiae, 186 nucleotides. The record is from the annotation of a GenBank genome assembly. NCBI's taxonomy places the organism in Eukaryota, Fungi, Glomeromycota, Glomeromycetes, Diversisporales, Acaulosporaceae.
AUGUUGCUGGUGACUAAUAGCGAUAAUAAUGUUUCUUAUUUCCCACUGUUAGAUCAAUCAAUGACCAAGAGCAAGAAGUGUGGGGUAUCAACGCUAUUUUAUGAGAAAAAUUCGGUGAAAGGGUAUGGGGUAGUAUUAGUCAGAAAUGAGGGUGCCACUUCGGGUUACAGAGUGGCAGUAGUUUAA